Messenger RNA from Propithecus coquereli (Coquerel's sifaka), 1668 nucleotides. It is a transcript of the gene CCDC7, whose product is annotated as coiled-coil domain containing 7. The transcript has 16 exons. Lineage: Eukaryota; Metazoa; Chordata; Mammalia; Primates; Indriidae. The record is from RefSeq and is a predicted model, not a curated record.
AUGAAGUCAGCAAAGCAUCGGUUGACCACUACUAAGAAGUUGGCAAGUGUUCCAGAAUUAACUAAUAAAAAAGAACUACUUAACUUGCCAAUGUUGCCUGUGCCAAAGAAAAAACUCAGUCCAAAAUUAGUACAUGAUAAAAUUGAACCAAUGGUCCUAAGAUCUCCACCGAUGGGAGAAUCUGUUGUACAGUAUGCUUUGCCUAUUCCAUCGAGUAGGACAAAGGACUUAAUAGCAGAAGAUGAAACGAUCAGGAAAAUUAUCAGACAUCUGAAGAUGGUUGUUUCUAGUUUGGAAGAAACCCAUGGAUUUAACAUUGAAAAUGCACAAAAACAGUUUGUGGAGCCUGAACAGGAAGAAUUAUCUUUAUCUAUUUUGGAAUCUCUUUUUAAGUGGUUUCAGUGGCAAGUCAAUCAGAUGGAGGAGGUAAGUAAAGAUCAAACUCUUUUAGAACCAGAGCUUCCAGCAUCUGACAAAACCGUCAGCUUACAUAUUGCACAAAUAGUAAGGCGUGUACAAAAACUUGAAGAACUGAGAAGUUGCUUUAAACAGGGGUCUAAAUACUCCUUGAAAGCCGUGUUGUCUAAGCCCAUGGAUAAAGAAAAUCUAUCAAAAGAAGGGGAAGGUUAUGAAACCAUACGGCAGAAAAUUGAAGAAUUCAUAAAAACCCACUCAACCGAGGAAUCUGUAGAUGCUUCUGCAAUGGAACCACAAACUGCUCAUUCACUGACUAAUCGAUUGAAUACCAUGUUGAAAAUAUUUGAAAACCAGUCAAGUAUGUUGGACAGAGCUAUGAAUGAUCGAAGUUUGUUAGAGGCUAAAUACAAACAGAUGCAAAGUGAUUUUGAAGUAUUAUCAGAGGAGAAACUGAUGCUAGAAAUUGAACUACAAAAGUUGAAGGAUAUAGAGAAAACAAAGCCUGCACAUGAUCAAGCAAAGAAAACUGCCAAAACGGAGAAGAAAAAAGACAAAGGAAAAUCUGAGGAUUCAGAAGGGUGUGAAGUCCUGAAUGCAAAUAUAAACAGUAAUUGUAAUUACAUUCUACAUAAAGUAGCAUGUGCUCUGGAAAUUGAAAACAAAGUCCUAAAGGAACAACUGAAACAGGCUUUACAGGAAGCUGAAAGAGCUAAGCAUCAACUUGACUAUUUCCUAAAUCAAGGGAAGGAGUUACUUAAAAGUGAGGGAAAGAUCAACACAACAAUGGAAAUGAGUAACAGUCAAGGAAAAGUUAAAAGCGAAGAUUAAAAAAAUAUACCAUUGGAGAAAGAAAUAAGUAAAGCAGUAGUUUCAGAUUCAGGUGGACAAAAGGCAAAUGUUAUCAUCCCAGAACAUCCACAGAUCCUUAAGACUCAAGAUGAAUCAACUUUUUUAGAGAAUUCAGAUGAAGUUUUGGUUGCUGAAGAACUAUCCCAAAAAUCUUCAUCAGAGAUCUAUGGACAAUCAUUUACAACAGUAUCAUCAAGCAAAGAAAUUCAAGAUUCACUGUUUGUUGGAACACUGGCUCAAGAGAAUGAAAUAAUGACAUCAUCACUGACUUCACUUCCUGUUCUUACUGAAAGAAAAAAGUCUGAUGUUUCAGAAGAGAAAUUACAAAAGGAAACUAAAGAACAAACUUACCAAGCUGCAGGAGAAUUUCAAGGUAAAAAGAUUUUCUAUUUUGGAAGGUGA